Molecule: messenger RNA, 4578 nt
Organism: Tetrahymena thermophila SB210
Lineage: Eukaryota; Ciliophora; Oligohymenophorea; Hymenostomatida; Tetrahymenidae
Product: REJ domain protein
Exons: 9
Source: RefSeq, a predicted model, not a curated record
AUGGUUAUUUUAAAGUUUGCUACAUCUGAAAACAGUUUGAGUAGGGAUGAUUUAGUUAAAUUAGAAUUUAAGAAAAAGUAUUUAUUUAUCUAUUUUAAAAAUUAAACAGUCUUAAAACUCUCAUACGCAGAUUAAAAGUACGAUUGCAGCAACGGAUAACAGUUUUUGUAUGGCUUUAAUCCUAAAUUUAGUAAUUGCUUACUUAAUUAUUAAAGCCCUUCUUAGCAAUCUGAUAUAGACAGUGUCAAAUAAUAUUUAUCAGAGAUGAAUUGCUUAUUUACAUUUCCUCUAUUACAUAGCUAAUACUUAUCUGGAAGUAACUGUAUUUCUAAUAAUAAUAUAACAAUACAAUAUACUCCUAAUCCGUAAAAGAAAUAUAUAUAUUCCUUUUCGUUUACGUAUACUUAUUAUACAAAUAUUUCUACUACCAUUAAUGUAUAAUCGAAUGUUGAAAUAAAUAACGUCAAUUAUCAAGGAUCUACUAGUUCUUUUUAUUUCGUAAACUAGGAUUAUGCUUUUAAUGAAAAUGCUGUGAAAUAAUUCUCUUAGAAUAUUGAUAGUUUAACAAUAAAAUUAGCACCAUUAAAUUUGAAUUCUGGGUAAUAAUAUCAAGUUUAUUUUCGAUUUUUGACACUAGUUGUAUAAUUGUGUCAAAUAAAUUGUGACAAAUGUGAUUAUAAUUAAGUAUGCUUAUAAUGUUCUUCUGGAUUUUAUUAUUAGUAAGCUACAAGCUAGUGUGUAAAUUCUUGUAAUAAUAACUAAUUUCCAGACUAAUAGAUGUAAUGCUAAUUAUGUAAUAAUAACUGUGCAAGUUGUGAUGGUCCUAGCUCAAAUAAUUGCUUGUCAUGUAAACCUGGUUUAUACUAUGAUUAAACCACAAGAACAUGUUUUUGUGAUCCAGCCUGCAAAACUUGUGAUGGUAAAAAUUCAAAUAAUUGUCUAUCUUGUUACUCUGGUUUGUAUUUUUCGUAAGCUACAAAGCAGUGUGUAAAAUUUUGUAAUAAAAACGAAUUUCUAAACGUAUAGUUGCAAUAAUGCUAAUUAUGUAAUAGUAGUUGUGCAACUUGUGAUGGAAAGGACUCAAAUAAUUGUUUAAGUUGCUACCCUAACACCUUUCUAUACAGCAAAAAUUGUGUUAUCCUUUGUCCAAAUGGGUUUUAAAGUAAUCUUAAUUCUCUCAAAUGUGAUUCAUGCUAAAACUAUUGGAGCCUGUAAUGCAAUCCUUGUCAUCCCAGCUGCAAACAAUGUGAUAAAUCAUAGAUUUUAAAUUAAUAAUGUAAUACUUGCUAUGAUAAUACAAGAUAAUUAGACGUUUCUACUAAUAUAUGCGUUUGCAAAAACUAAAAUGAUUAAAGGAAUAUAUUUUAUUAAUGCAGCUAUCAAAAUAUUGCUGUAAUUGAUGCAAGAUUAAGUGCAACAUCACCAAAACUUACUAUUGAUUUAGGAUCUCCAUUAAUGAAUAUCAUAUCAGAUACACCUUAGUCUUUGUGCUAACAGAUAUUUGACAAAGCAUCUUAAAACAUGCUGGGGUUAGAUUCUUCAUGCGAAAUUAGUGGGAAUCAAAUUUUGGUCAGCUUAAGCAGCUCAUCAACAAUAAUGGAAAAUAAUUCUAUAACCCUUUUGCCAAAUAAGUUGCAGUUUAUAGAUUAUAGUGCCAAUUAAAUUAAUAUUUUUUAUAGAAAUAUCAUUUUCUAAGAGCCACCUGGCAUUCCUUAACUUUAAUUUAGCUAUAAUCACAUAGAAAACAGCUGUAACUCAAUCAAUAUAACUCUUUAUAAUAUUUAGAAUGAUGCAGGAAGAAAAAUUAUGAGUCUAAAUUGGACUUUAAAUCAAAUUGUAGGUCCCAUAAGCAGCGAACAGUAAGGAAGUAUAAAGGAGAUAUUGUUAAAAGCAAGCUAAAACAAAAGCACUAGUUUAAUCAUAGAUCCUAAAUUCAUACCUCCAAAUAUUAAUAUAACUAUAUAAUUUAGUUAUUUACUUAAGGUUAACUCAACUGGUACUUAAAUGUUCACCAUUAUUUAUCAAAAAUAAAAAUUUAUAAGAGUCAACUAUUAGCAAAAUAUAUACCCACCAAUUUAUAGAUCUAUGAGCUUGAGUUUCUACUUCUAGUUUUACAUUGAGACAUGUGAGUUAGGCCAAAUAACUAAUUUUGUUGAACCUAUUGAUUUAUAACUAUUUUCUAACCAACUUUAAAAUCAAAGCCUAAGUCAAUAUAAUUAAUCAAGCUUUCAAUAUGAUAUUCUCCCUUAUACUUUAGCAUCUAAUUAAACCUUUAAUAUGAGCCUGAUUUUAAAUUUGAGUUCAGAUAGUAAGAUUGCUGCCAUCCAAAAUAUAUCAGUUAAUAUUUAAAUCACAGAUUUAUAUUUGCAAAUUAUCGGAGGCUCUACUCUUAAUUUAGGAUAUCAAAAUAAAACGGUCUUAAGUACAGAUUCGAGGGAUUAUGAAAUUUAAGAUCAAAAUUCCCCUUCAAAUAUAAACUUUAGUUGGAAGUGUACUAGUCUAAUUUCUAAUGACCUUAUUUGCUAUGAUUACUAGAAUAAGUAGAUCUAAUUGUAGCAAGGAGCCAGUAGUAUUACAUUUCCUGGUAAAACUUUCUAGCCAUACACAAUAAUUUAGUUAACUGUUGUUGGAUAAAAAGAUUCUAGGAAAUCAAAUUUCACUACUACUUGUAUAUUCACAGAAUUAGAUAUUCCUCCACUAAAUAUUGUAUAAACUGCAACGAGCAUAAAGAAAAAAAUUAAUUUGAAUGAUGAUCUUAAUUUUUAAAUAAUUUAUGGUGAAAUUUUUUCGUCAGAUUAUUUGUCCUAUGCAGGAGCUAUAUUAUAUGAUAAUAAUCCAGUUGCAGCUAUCAGAUUUGAUUAUUUUCAAAUUAGAUUCAGAAUUUGGAACUAUUUUUAAAAAAUAGAUCCCUUAAGGCCAACACUUUAAAUAAGAUUUUCUGUGUAUAAUCCAUUAUUUGUUAUGCCAAGCUCAUCAAUAAUUAACAUCUAAAUUAAUAUUCCCCCUCAGAAUUGCGUUUUAAAUAUAAAUCCCUUAUAAGGUAUAGCCCUCGAGACUAUCUUCUAAAUUUAAUUCUUGAAUUGUAAAGACGAAGAUCUUCCUCUUACUUACUAGUUCUUCUACUACAACAAUGCAGAUGAUGCUGAUCAAGAAUUAGUUUCUCCAUGGAAUAUAUUAAGAAGAUAAAUAUAAGAUUAAACUAUAAACAACUCAAUUUAAACAAUACUACCUACAGGAAAUCUAGUUGUUAUGGUGCAAGUUAUGGAUUCUUACCUAGGAGUAUAUAAUACCUCUUCUAUAAUAUAGGUUCAAGCUUAGAAUAAAUCAGCUGAUGAAUAUUAUAAACUUGUAAAUCAACUCACUUCAUAAGCUUUAUAGAAUAAUUAAGUCACUAACUAACUAGUGACUUUAAGCAUAAUAGCAGAAGAUAUCAGUAAAAACAAUUAACUUUCAUAACAAUUUAAUGAUUUGGUUAGUCUACUGAUUUAAAAUUUAUAGCAAUUGUCUUUCUAAAUACCUAAAUUAUCCCUUUUAUCUACAUUUGCGAACAAGGUAACUGCUUAGUUAUCCUAACUACUAUUUAACUCAUCUUAAUAAAACAAUGUUGCUGCAUAGAAAAACCAAAUAUUUGAUUAGCUGUAAACAAUACUCCAAAAUACUAAUUCAAGCAUUCAAAGUAGUAAUCUUAGUCAUUUACAAUAAAAUAACGAUAUUCAAAUUCAAAAUGUAGUAGAUUCUUUUAAAAUUUUAAACUCAAGUGUUACCUUGCAUACUAAUAACUCAUAGGAAGAUAUUUAAUCCUACGAUAAAAUAUCAAGUUAGAUUGGAAAUCUGCUUAAUAAUAUAAGUUUACCAAACUAAGGACAAAUUACACUAAAUGGUCACUUUUCAACUCUUUUGUCAGAUAAAGUAACAUAGAAAAACUUAUUCAAAUAUGUUCUAACUGUAGAUGACAACAAUUAAGUAAAUUAAACUAGCAUAUUUAGUAUCUCAAGAAAUAAUUAUAAACAAAAUAUUUAUCAAAAUACUUCAGAAUUUUAAGCAUACACAUAGCAAUUCAAAAAUAUUAGUUAAAAUUUCACUUACUCUAUGAAUGAAGUAAUAUCACCAUAGAUUUAUAAUUCUUCUUCUUAAGUAACCUUAAACCAGUCUACUAUUGUCUACUAGUUCAAUAAUACAAAUUCUAGUAAAUUAUAUAAUAUGACAUGCCUCUAAUAAAAUAAUCUUUCAUGGAGCAAAUAAAAUUGUAAUAUAAAUAAAAUUACUUAAAAUAAUUACAUUUGCUUGUGUGGAUCCUAAAAACCAACAACUAUCAUUGAAGAUAUUGAUGACUUGUUCUUAAAAAAUAAAAAUCUGUAGACAGCAUUUGGAGAAUAGGGGCUAUUAAAUAUAGCAAGCUUUGACAACUUUUAUAUGUAUACAAAUACUCAGUAAAAUUACGAUACUAAAAAGUUCAUAAUCAAGAACUAAAUAACUAAUAGUAAAAUGAAUAAUUAUAAGAAUAAACAUAACAAUAAUAAUAAUAAUAAUAAUAAAUUGAUGAAAAUAACUAAAAUAUUUGUGAAAGUUCUUAAAUGA